Messenger RNA from Carica papaya (papaya), 1131 nucleotides. RefSeq names its product S-adenosylmethionine synthase 2-like. Lineage: Eukaryota; Viridiplantae; Streptophyta; Magnoliopsida; Brassicales; Caricaceae. Gene Ontology annotation, biological process: S-adenosylmethionine biosynthetic process. The record is from RefSeq and is a predicted model, not a curated record. Gene Ontology annotation, molecular function: ATP binding; methionine adenosyltransferase activity.
AUGGAGACUUUUCUAUUCACUUCAGAAUCAGUGAACGAGGGGCACCCUGACAAGCUCUGCGAUCAGAUUUCUGAUGCAGUCCUUGACGCUUGCCUCCAGCAAGAACCCGACAGCAAGGUCGCUUGUGAGACCAACAUGGUCAUGGUUUUGGGAGAAAUCACAAUCAAGGCCAAUGUGGACUACGAGAAAAUCGUGCGUGACACCUGCCGUUCUAUCGGAUUUGUCUCUGACGAUGUCGGUCUUGAUGCUGAUAACUGCAAGGUCUUGGUUUACAUUAUUGCUCAGGGUGUUCACGGUCACCUCACCAAGCGCCCCGAGGAGAUUGGUGCGGUUGACCAGGGUCACAUGUUUGGCUAUGCGACUGAUGAGACCCCUGAGCUUAUGCCUCUCAGUCAUGUACUUACAACUAAGCUUGGUGCAAUCCUCACCGAGGUCCGCAAGAAUGGGGCAUGCCCAUGGUUGAGACCUGAUGGCAAAACCCAAGUCACAGUUGAGUACCACAAUGACAAUGGCGCAAUGGUUCCGGUUCGUGUCCGCACUGUUUUGAUUUCCACUCAACAUGAUGAGACUAUUACCAACGAUGAGAUUGCUGCUGACCUGAAAGAGCACGUCAUCAAGCCAGUGAUUCCCGAGAAGUACCUUGAUGAGAAGAUCAUCUUCCAUCUCAACCCAUCAGGCCGAUUUGUUAGUGGUGGGCCACACGGUAAUGCAGGUCUCACUGGCCAAAUCAUAAUUGAUACCUACGGUGGUUGGGGGGCACAUGGUGGUGGUGCUUUUUCCGGAAAGGAUCCUACCAAGAUGGACAGGAGUGGGGCUCAUCUUGUAAGACAAGCUGCCAAGAGCGUUGUUGCCAGUGGGCUUGCUCGUAGAUGCAUUAUUCAGGUAUCGUAUGCCACUGGCGUGCCCGAACCAUUGUCUGUCUUUGUUGAAGUACCGGACAAGGAGAUUCUGAAGAUUGUGAAAGAAAACUUUGAUUUUAGGCCUGGUAUGAUUGCCAUUAACCUUGAUCUUAAGAGAGGUGGCAAUGGCAGGUUCUUGAAGACUGCUGCAUAUGGACACUUUGGCAGAGACGACCCUGACUUCACCUGGGAGGUGGUGAAGCCCCUCAAGCGAGAGAAACCCCAGGAAUGA